UUUCUCGUUUAGGCCAACUUGGAGCUCAUGUGUGUUGUUUACUAAACCAUCCAAGUACUGACUAAUCUCUGUUGCUACUUUGUUGCGGGUUGCACUGUGUUGUUUAACGGCGCGUUUAAUAUGUAUUCGCCUUGUGAUUAAAAGGGCCGCAAUGAGUGCUGGUGGGUCGGCGAGCUGGUUAGGUUUGCUUUCCUUCAUACUGAAUCGUCUCUGCAGUACAGGCGAGGCUGGUUUACUGUGAACUCUCCAUCUUCGAGGCUGCCAAGAGCCGACACAGCUGCCAAAAACAAGAAGCUUGUUUCUGCUACCAGUCUUUUCUGUGUCAGUGUCAACUAUGGAGAGCACUCAGGUGACUUUGGCAGUCAGAGGAGAAACAUCACCAGGGGAAGUGAUUGCAGUUGUUGGUAGCUGUGAAGCCCUGGGAAGCUGGAGCCAUCAGAAAGCUGUGACUUUACAACCUGAUAGUAAUGAUGGAAAUACAUGGACUACAACAAUUACUGUGCCUAAAGGAGAUGUUACCAAGUACCGAUAUUUCAAAGGCUUCUUUCUGGAGUCAAAGAGUGCAGGUGGUCCCUGUCAGGUGAUAGUCAAUAUGUGGGAGACCCAUCAUCAGCCCCGCACGAUGAGCCCCACAGCACCACACCAGAAUAUUGAUGAUGGACAAUUUGGAAUUCACAAUGGGGGGAAUUGUGUUGAUUCUGGUUGGCUGACAUGCCAAACAGAGAUCCGCCUGCGUUUGCACUAUUCAAAGGUGUCUCCAGUGUCUAUCACCAAGAAGAAAUUCAAGAAGUCUCGCUUCAGAAUCAAGCUUACACUGGAGGGUAUAGAGGAGGAGGAAGAUGAAGAAGAAGAGGAGCUCAGUCCUUCAUCUUUGCACAAGAUGACCACCACCUUGGAGAUCAGUAUGAUCAGUGCCAAUGGCUAUAAGUCACGCCACUCGCAGCCUGAAUGUGGUUAUGCACUGGAGCCAUCCCAGUGGACUGAGUACAGCAUCCACACCAUGGACCCAGACAACCUGGAGCUCACCUUUGAGUUCUUUGAGGAGGAUCUGAGCGAGCCUGUAGUCCAGGGGGAUGCUCACCCAGGACACGUGGGCACAGCUUGCCUCCUCUCCUCCUCUUUUUUGGAGAGUGGUAAGGACAACGGAGUAGUCACACUUCCCAUAAUGGGCCGAAAUUCCAGACAGACCAUCGGCAAAGUCCGCGUGGACUACCUGGUGAUCCGGCCCAUUCAAGGACUGCAUUGUGACAUGAGUUCCUCAUUCACAAAAUACUGGAAAAAGAGAAGUGCUGUGGAUGUAGGUCACAGGGGAGCCGGCAGCACACACGCAGCCAAGCACCACAGAGUCAGGGAGAACACAAUAGCCUCAUUUAAAAGUGCUGCUAAACAUGGUGCAGCCUAUGUAGAGUUUGAUGUCCACCUCUCCAAGGAUGCUGUUCCCAUUGUAUACCAUGAUCUUACCUGUUGCAUUUCCACCAAGAAGAAAAAUGACAAGACCCUGGAGCUUAUUGAGGUGCCAGUCAAAGACUUGACAUUUGAUCAGCUGCAGCUUCUGAAGCUGGCUCAUACCACUGCAAUGAAAGAAAACAGUGACAAAGAUCUGCUAGAUGAUGAAGACGAAGUCGAUGAGCACCAGCCAUUCCCCUCACUCUCGCAGAUUUUUCAAGCUAUUCCUGAGCAUGUGGGCUUCAACAUUGAGCUCAAAUGGAUUUGCCAGCUGAAGGACGGGUCAUGGUAUGACAACCUAUCUGCCUACUUCAACAUGAACACCUUCAUCGACAUCAUCCUGUCCUGCGUUCUGCAGAAGGGUGGGAAAAGACGCAUUGUCUUCUCCUCCUUCGACCCAGAUAUCUGCACAAUGGUGCGUCAGAAGCAGAACAAAUACCCCAUCCUCUUCCUCACUCAGGGAAUUUCAGACAGGUAUCCUGAGCUGAUGGACAUCCGCUGCCAGACCACUCAGAUCGCCAUAAGUUUUGCACAGAGUGAGAAUAUUCUGGGGAUCAGUGGCCACACCGAGGAGCUGCUGAAAAACCUUGCCUUCAUUGGGGAUGCCCAGUCCAAAGGUCUGGUGGUGUUCAGCUGGGGAGAUGACAACAAUGACCACGAGAACAGAAGGACGCUGAGAGAGCAGGGAAUUGAUGGGCUCAUUUAUGAUAGUAUCUGUGAGGACCAAGGAGAGCAGCCAAACAUCUUCCAGGUAGAGGCGCAACACACUCUGCAGGAGGUUAUUACAGAGGAGACCCUAAAAAGCUGCAACUGUUCCUGCUACUCCAUUCCCUGCUCCAUGGCUCCCUGCAAUGCUACCAAGGCCCGUGCUGGCAGCGCUGAGUCCGACUCUGGCCUCAGCUCCUCAUAAAUAUCCAUAAAUUACUACCUUUGGGUGAACCUCACUGCACAUACACACUCGAGAGGACCAAGCAGGGAACAGAUGAUGAAACAAAAAUGACAGCUAAGAUUUGUUUAUAUAUUCUAAAACUGACUAAAGACUGCAACAAGAUUGUUUCAUGUCUCCCCCUCCAACCUUGACCCCUCAACUUGAUCACUAGGCUAUAACCACAGAAGCCAUCUUCACUCAUCACUCCACUCUACUCAAUUACAGGUUUUGUCUGUUGUUGUAAAUCUUCACAUAUAUUUUGUUAUUUAUAAUGAAUAGAUGGAAGCUUUGCCAAAAUAUUAAAUUGGGCAUGCACGUUUUUUUUUUGUUGUUGUUGUUUUUUUUUCCUGUUUUGGGAUCAGAGCAGGCUGUACAGAGGUGGCAUAAUAGUGUAACAGUGUCAAAGUGGGAGAUUAUGCUUCCCAUUGAAUAUUUAUUUAGCCAACACCGACUUCACACCGAUGGUUUGGUUCAUUUGUUCUGGAUCAAGGGGGGGAAUGUUAUUAUAUCAUUGAUAAUAUUACAUUGCAAAUACACUCUACAUUAUGAUUAGUAACUAACAGGGACAGGAAGUAAAUGAGACUUCUUGUACAGAAAAGAUUCUGACUGUGGUAUUGCUGUCAGACACUUUUGUAUGGACUGACAACACAUAGUAGGAUGCAAGCACAGCAAUUGGUUUUAAAACAACUGCUCCAGACAGGCCAGAUGUGAAUACACCCUGACUGCUAACUGUUAGUGUGAUAUUUUACAGGAGGAAAAGUGACUAAACUGCAAAUCUUAUGUCUUUACAUUUUUGGUGACAAAGAUUACAAAGUUUUUUUUUCUUUUCGUGACAGUAGCCAUUGCCAAAUGUUUUUUUUUUUUAUCUCAAAUGAAUCAUAGCUUAUUAUUGUUGUCAGAAACAAUCUGGAAUGGUCUAGUACAUCCAGUUUGGGCUUUGUCAUACACUAAGAUUGUUAUUACCUUUGUCACGUCUGUCAUUAAUGAAUGCUCUUGGUGGAUAGAGUACAUAACUGAAAAUGUUCUCUUGAAUUGACUGUUGGAAGCGUUUUCCAUUCCACACCUUCAGACUCCUGCUCAGUCGCUCUUAACAAUGAUUUUGCUCAGUCGCUCUUAACAAUGAUUUUGACUGAAUGAUUUUAAAAUGUAUACUGCAACAUUAAUCCGUGUUAUGUCGUUGUUUUAAGACAAAGGAGAAGAAUGUUUUAGUUGUGACAGCACACAUGGAUAGCUCAGUCUUAAGGGGAAGAAAACAUGUCCAUUGCUUGCCUUUUGUUUGAGAAACCCCAAUACCUCACUCACCAUCCAUUAGAAUAGACUUGAGUCGAAAUGUCUGUACAGAGUGAACAAAUACCUCCUACAAAUCCUAUUUAACUUCACGACACCCACACUUUUUGUUGCAUGGCAGGUGACUUUUUUUAAAGGGGUGCUGAAUUAUAAUGCAGUAGUAAUGCUGCAUUCUGAACCCAGCAAAACAAAUCUGUUCAUAGUCUACUGUCUACGUAUCUGACUUAGUCAUGCAUGGUGUGUAUAUUUGUCUGAAUGAAUAACCAGGGAGAAUAUAGUAUCUGCUAUGUAAUAUUCAGGACAAAUGAGAGUAAUGUAAAUAAAAUUGAAACUUGUAUUUGC
Messenger RNA from Scatophagus argus, 4003 nucleotides. It is a transcript of the gene gpcpd1, whose product is annotated as glycerophosphocholine phosphodiesterase 1. Lineage: Eukaryota; Metazoa; Chordata; Actinopteri; Scatophagidae. The transcript has 20 exons. Gene Ontology annotation, molecular function: starch binding; glycerophosphocholine phosphodiesterase activity. The record is from RefSeq and is a predicted model, not a curated record. Gene Ontology annotation, biological process: glycerophospholipid catabolic process. Bases 335 to 2356 code for a protein of 673 amino acids.